ACUUUCACCCACCCGAUCCUUAUAUACUUCAUGUGACGUCGAUGAUUAAAUGCAGAGCAUUAAUAAUGUGUGAUCCCACGCUCUUUCAUUUCCAUUUCCAUGCACUCUUCGGCAUUGAAAUCGUAAAUCAGUAGCUUGAGAGAGGGCAAAAAUGGCCAAAAAUGAUUACCUUCCACUGUUCGAAACAAAGCCAGCGAAGGGACGGAUCCUUUUCAGGUUGUUUGCAGCUUCAAUCUUGGUGGGUAUCUGCUUCAUUUGUGUCUAUAGGAUAAGGUUUUUCCCAGUGAGAGGAAAAGUUGAGAGAUGGAGUUGGAUUGGAUUGUUUCUUUCUGAGCUUUGGUUCAGUUUUUAUUGGUUUCUCACCACAGUUUGUCGAUGGAACUGUGUCUACCGUUUUCCUUACAAAAACAGGCUCUCUCAAAGGUUUGAGAAAGAAUUACCAGGCAUAGACAUAUUUGUAUGCACAGCGGAUCCAUUAAUAGAGCCACCAAGCAUGGUGAUAAACACAGUGUUAUCAGUGAUGGCAUAUGAUUAUCCACCUGAGAAGUUAAGCAUCUAUUUAUCAGACGACGGAGGGUCAGAUUUAACGUUCUAUGCCAUGUUAGAGGCUGCAACUUUCUCAAAGAAAUGGCUGCCCUUUUGCAAGGAGUUCAAAGUCGAAUCAAGAGCACCCGACGCUUACUUUAGGACAGCUUUUGAACCAGACGAUGAUCCUGUCAAGAUCAAAGAGUGGCUUUCAGUGAAGAAACUAUAUGAGGAGAUGAAAAUGAGGAUUGAAACGACCACAAAGUUGAACCGGAUUCCAGAAGACAUUCGUAAACAGCACAAAGGAUUUCGUGAAUGGGACUUUGUUUCAAGCAAGCGUGAUCAUCAAACCAUUCUUCAAAUCCUAAUUGAUGGGAGAGACUCCAAUGCUGUGGAUUUUGAAGGAAACCCUCUGCCAACUCUUGUCUAUUUGGCAAGAGAGAAAAGACCCCAGUAUCACCACAAUUUCAAAGCUGGAGCCAUGAAUGCUCUUAUCAGGGUAUCAUCAAGGAUAAGUAAUGGUCCAAUUAUUCUCAAUUUGGAUUGCGAUAUGUAUUCAAACAAUUCAGAGUCAAUCAAAGAUUCAUUGUGCUUUUUCAUGGACGAAGAAAAGGGAGAUGAGAUUGGCUAUGUACAGUAUCCCCAGAAUUUCGAUAAUCUUACCAAACAUGACAUAUAUGCUUGUUCCUUUCGAGUAACACAAAAGGAGUUUCCGGGACUUGAUGCAAACGGAGGGCCAUGCUACAUUGGCACUGGCUGCUUUCACAGGAGAGAGGCUCUUUCCGGAAAGAAAUAUGACAAAGACGACUGUAGGGUUGAUUGGAAGAGACUAAAUGAUAGAAAGGUUGAAGAAAGUGCAAGCCUUUUAGAAGAAACAUGUAAAGUUCUUGCAAGCUGUACCUUUGAACAAAAUACACUAUGGGGAAAAGAGAUGGGUUUGAUAUAUGGCUGCCCCGUGGAGGAUGUAAUUACAGGAUUGGGUAUACAAUGUAGAGGUUGGAAAUCUAUAUACUUCAAUCCUCAAAGAGAAGGCUUCUUAGGAGUUGCUCCAACAACCUUAUUGCAGACCCUGGUACAACAUAAGAGAUGGUCUGAAGGUCACUUACAAAUUUUCCUAUCAAGAUACUGCUCCUUGUUGUAUGGACGUAAAAAGAUUUCUCUAAGGCUUCGACUUGCUUACUGCCCCUACAACUUGUGGGCUGCAAACUGCUUGGCUACGUUGUACUAUGUUUCUGUCCCAUGCCUUUGCCUGCUUAAAGGCAUCUCAUUGUUUCCUGAGACAUCAAGUCCCUGGGUUCUCCCAUUUGCAUAUGCUGUCUUCGCGCACCGAGCAUAUAGCCUUGGAGAAUUCCUUUGGUGUGGAGGUACAUUGCAAGGUUGGUGUAACGACCAAAGGAUGUGGAUGUUCAAGAGAACAACUUCAUACUUCUUUGGCUUCUUUGACACCAUCUUGAAGCUAUUAGGAUAUACACAAUCAGCCUUUGUCGUCACAGCGAAGGUAGCUGACGAUGACGUCUCCAAAAGAUACGAGCAAGAGCUGAUAGAGUUUGGUGCUACUUCUCCAAUGUUUGAUAUUUUAGCAACACUUGCAAUGUUGAAUCUGUUCGGUAGCAUUUUGGCAAUCAAGAAGGUCAUCUUCGAUGCUGAUCGCUCCAAGGUUUUGAACCUAUUAGGGUUGCAAAUUUACCUCUGUUUGCUUUUGGUUACAAUCAACUUGCCUGUAUACCAAGCACUCUUUUUCCGGAAGGACAAUGGUAGGAUGCCUAGUUCGGUUGCUUACAAGUCAAUUAUAUUUGCCUUGCUGGCUUGUACACUAGCCAUGUAUAAUUGAACCACUAUGAUAAUGCAAAAAAGAUGAUGUAUUGAUCAAGAGGGUCAUAACAAUUUACUAGUAGUAUUUUGUUUUAUUUUACUUUGCAUAAUUUUGUGAAUAUGUAUUCUGAACUGAAAUAGAAGGCUGUUUCAUGUUAAGAGUACAUUGGAAUAAAUGAAUUUUACAAAAAUUAAAUCUGCUUUUGUAUCUAUAUAAUUAGAUCUUGUGCCCUCUCAUCA
Molecule: messenger RNA, 2577 nt
Organism: Durio zibethinus
Lineage: Eukaryota; Viridiplantae; Streptophyta; Magnoliopsida; Malvales; Malvaceae
Source: RefSeq, a predicted model, not a curated record